Messenger RNA from Exophiala aquamarina CBS 119918, 1416 nucleotides. RefSeq lists its product as uncharacterized. Lineage: Eukaryota; Fungi; Ascomycota; Eurotiomycetes; Chaetothyriales; Herpotrichiellaceae. Gene Ontology annotation, molecular function: protein binding. The record is from RefSeq and is a predicted model, not a curated record. Bases 1 to 1416 code for a protein of 471 amino acids. The transcript has a single exon. Gene Ontology annotation, cellular component: Golgi apparatus; TRAPP complex.
AUGGCUACCCAAGGUCACUCUCGAAAACCCUCCAGCCGGGCAGCUCUUCCACGCCGAACCACCAGAGGCCCAUUAGACGCAAUUGAGGAUCCAUUGUCCAUUUCAGGUUCACCGUCUUUGACUCCUUCGGCCUCUAUACAGGCAACAUUGCCAAAAAGGUCCCAAGAUGAAGCCAGUCAGCAUCUUAGCAACGCGUCACCAACUGGGCCGCUGCACACUUUGCCUAAUCAAUCGGCACCUUCGUCCAAACCACAGCAGGAAAUAGUGGAAGAGCCAGUGACCGAGGAGAGGGAUCUGUCUUUUUUGCUGGAUGCAUCUAUUUACCACCCCCUCUCCCAGCUUGAAGUCCCAGGCCCAUUCCGGAAGCCUUUUCUACCUCCGCCAACCAGCGAGACCCCAAUUGCACGCUCACUCGACCAGCUUGACAAUCUCCUGUCACAAUGUGAAUUCCUGCGAGCCGCCCACUUUGCAGGUAUGAUCUUGACAUCAGGUACGGUCAGGCCUACAGAUACAAGGACUGUAUUCAGGCUACUGGCGAUACGCUACUCCUGUCUUGAGCUAACAGGCAAUCUAUUGUUUGCUGCACAAGAGGCUAAAGCCUUGGAAGAUUUGAGCUCUGCUUUCUACUAUGAUGAUCUCAAUCCGCAAGGGGGAGCCGAUAAUGAUAACGAUCCAAUUCGCAAAGUCCCAAGGCACAUUAUGCCUUUCUCCUUGCGAUUGCAAAGCUUACGAUUGCAGAGCAUAGGCUUUUCAGAUUCUCGACGAGGUGUUUCAACCCUCUAUGAUACAGCUUCAGAAUGUAGGGAGAAUAUUACCUCUCCAGCUACAACUCUGGAGCAGCGGAAAUUAUGGGCAGCCCGUCUGCAAGAGGUAGCAAUUCGCGUGGUCAAUGCACUGGUGGAAAUCGGCGACCUGGACUGUGCCAUCCGAACUCUCAAGACAAUGAAGCCCACUAAACCCGAGGAUGCACCAACUUGGGAGGCUCGGAUGAUUUUGCUCCUUGUCAAAAUGGGGGAUGUCGCAAAAGCGGGUCAAAUUAUAAAGGCCUCCAACUUGCAACAUACCGAUCGAGUUGCUCUCGAGGCCUUGCUUGCCAUAGCACAGGGACAAUACCAAGAUGCUGAGGCACUGCUCAAGCCGGGACCAAACAUUGAAACUUCAUUGCAAGCUCUGGUCAAACAAAACCUCGCUGUGGCUUAUCUUUACAAUGGAGAAGUCCAGAAAGCAAAGGAAAUACUAGAGGAUUUGGUGCAAGAUGGCCACUCUUUCCAGACUCUUACGAUCAACCUUGCAACAAUAUAUGAUCUCAGCUCAGACAGAUCCCGCGAAUUGAAGGCGUCCCUGGUUUCCCGAAUUGCGUCGGAUGGCAACUCCAAUAAAGCACGAGCCUUUACUAAUGCUGAUUUCAAACUCUAA